Molecule: messenger RNA, 609 nt
Organism: Theileria parva strain Muguga
Lineage: Eukaryota; Apicomplexa; Aconoidasida; Piroplasmida; Theileriidae
Product: AP2 domain protein
Exons: 4
Coding region: 12-593 (193 amino acids)
Biological process (GO): regulation of DNA-templated transcription
Molecular function (GO): DNA-binding transcription factor activity
Source: RefSeq, a predicted model, not a curated record
AUAUAUUUUAAAUGCUCAUAUAUAAGAUUCUUAGAAGGUGUUUUUCAACACGGAGUUAUAAACCGCCAACUAAAGAGAUUUUACAUCCAUAUAUAAAUGAACCUGAACACUUAUCUCUUAAUCCAACUUACAAAACUGCUAAAAUUACUGGUUUACAGGAAUUUAUCCCCAAAGAUUACUACAAUCAUUUGAGACUGGAAUCUACCAGAAGUGGUGAGUAUUUGGGUGAUGAUUUUCCUUACAAUUUUCUGGGCAAGGAUCGAGUUUGGCGAAGUCGUAAAUAUAAUGUAAAGGUGAACCCUGCCCCUAUUGAUGUUUCAAGAAUUAAAUGUGUUGAUUUUUACAAGAGGCUUCAAGUGUGGUCUGCACACUGGUUUGAAAAUGGUAUUCGGAGAAUGAGGUGGUUCAGAUGUGCUUAUGGGUUCAAUAGAGCUAAAAAAUCUGCUGAGGAGUUUAGGAAAACUUUAAUAAUGGCCGGUCGUGUUUCCGAUAUGAAAACUGAGAGCCAGAAACGUCUAGAGUCUGAGAGACUCAAAUCACUUAGGGAUUUAAGGAGUAAAAGAUUUGAGUUUGUUGUAAAGAGAAAGUUAUAAUAUUGUGAAUAUUUAA